Messenger RNA from Chilo suppressalis (striped riceborer), 1656 nucleotides. NCBI's taxonomy places the organism in Eukaryota, Metazoa, Arthropoda, Insecta, Lepidoptera, Crambidae. The record is from the annotation of a GenBank genome assembly.
AUGGCUUCGGAGGAAAAAGGCGUGGAGUCAAUCAGCGAUGGUGGUAAAAAGACUAGUGUAGAUUUGGACUCAAUCUUGGUUGAGGAAGUGGGCCAGUUCGGAAGGUAUCAGCUGGUGACUUUGCUCUUGGCGGCUGUGCCCGUGAUAUUCUCAGCGUUCGCUUCUGGUGAAUAUAUCUUCACGACAGCCAGGAUACCUACUAGGUGCCUAAUUCCCCAAUGCGAUGGCCCCAACCCAGACUUCUCCGCUUCCUGGGUAUCUAACGCGAUCCCGACCAUUAGCGGUGGCAGGCUGGACCAGUGCUCCCGGUUCGCGAACAGCACCAUCCAGGACAUCCAGCCUGGGGAGACUUGCCCCGCCAGGCUCUUCGACGUCACCACGGUGGAAGGCUGCGAGAGCUACGUCUACCAGAAUACCAUUAGCGUCGUCUACGAUUUUGGGCUAGCAUGCGACGAAUGGCGGCGGUCUCAGAUCGGCUCCAUCCGCACGAUUGGCACGCUGCUGGUGCUGCCCAUCACGGGCUACAUCUCCGACCGCUGGGGGCGGCGCGUGGCGCUCACCAUCAACGCAUUCAACACGGGCUGGAUUGGGCUUGUACGCGCCUUCGUCAACUCCUACGAGUGGUUCCUGGCGCUGGAGGUGCUGGAGUCCGCUGUCGGCGCUGGCGCUUUCUCCUCUUGCUAUAUUUUAGUGACGGAGCUGGUUGGUCCCAAGUACAGGGUGAUUGCUGGUGCAACGAUGUCAACCAUGUUCGCCGUGGGGCAAGUUAUAUUAGGAUUCAUUGCUCAGGCGCUUCCUCAGUGGAGACCACUGACAAUGGUGCUGUACGCACCGCAACUUCUCGUCGUAUCAUACUUCUGGAUCCUGUCAGAAUCCGUACGCUGGCUGAUGAGCAAAGGUCGUUACGAAGAAUCAGAGAAGAUUCUCAAGAAGGUAGCCAAGUGGAACAAGAAAGAAUUGUCAGAUAAAUCUUUGGAAGCGCUUCGAGCGUCUGCUGAAGCGGAAAAGUUGAUGGUGAAACCCAAAGAACAGUGGCUACCGAUUCUGGUGUUGAAAUCGCGGGUGAUCUUAUCACGCUGCUUGGUGACUCCAAUCUGGUGGAUCACCAACACUCUGGUCUACUAUGGCAUGAACAUAAACGCGGUGAACCUGUCAGGAAACUCUUACAUGAACUAUGUGAUCGUGGCGGCCAUAGAAAUUCCUGGAUUUUGGACGGCUAUUCUCCUGCUGGAUCGCAUCGGGAGGAAGCCAGUUUUGAUCGGCGCUUAUUGGUUGUGCGCUGCUUGCCAGUUUGCGUUUGCGUUUUUACCCGAAGGUAACGAGGGCGUGUCGAUGGCCCUGUACCUGAUCGGCAAGUACGCGAUAGCGGUGGUGAUGACGUCAGUGUACGUGUACACCGCCGAGCUGUACCCCACCAAGUAUCGCCACAAUCUGUUCGCCUUCUCCUCGAUGAUCGGGAGACUUGGGUCUAUCACCGCGCCGCUCACGCCCGCUCUGGCGUUAGAGGUAUGGGAAAGCCUUCCUUCCGUGAUGUUUGGCAGCUUCGCCCUGCUGUCUGGCGCGCUGAUCUUCACCACGCCAGAGACGCUUGGCACCGUGCUGCCAGAUACCAUCCAGGAGGCCGAGGAUCUUGGCAGCAGACGGAGAAUAACAUGA